Pangasianodon hypophthalmus (striped catfish) is the source of this 3006-nucleotide messenger RNA. RefSeq names its product ras-like protein family member 10B. The coding region runs from base 1946 to 2629 and encodes 227 amino acids. The record is from RefSeq and is a predicted model, not a curated record. Lineage: Eukaryota; Metazoa; Chordata; Actinopteri; Siluriformes; Pangasiidae. Gene Ontology annotation, molecular function: GTPase activity; GTP binding. The transcript is spliced from 4 exons.
AUAUGACAGUAAAGGAAGAUGCUUCAAUGCUAAACAAGCCAUCUUUCCACCAUCUUACUGAGUAAGGUAUAAAAUAUGACGGAGCGUGCUGUUGUAAGAUCAACUACAGGGGAAUGACGUAGCCCAACACAAAAGGGGAGUUACUAAUGCCACCAUGAAAAUUGAUUAUUGUCAUAGAGCACCAUGUCUUUUUCAUCUUAUACCACCAACCUCUAUUUUUUUCCUCUCUUGAAGUUAAAAACACAGCUUGUCAUGUUACCGGGAAACCCAAGAAGAGUAAACUUCUCUGUCCUGAAGAUGUCAAAAACAAAGUUUGGAGACUCGUUCCACCAUAUAAUUCCCUCUAAGUUGUUACUAUAGUAACAUUGCACUAAUAUAAACCUGUGAUUUGCCUUGCAGCCUGAACUGACAUCCGAGUCAUGCUGUUUAACAAAACCAGCAUCUUCUGCCCAAUCAAAACCGAUUGGAUCCGAUUGGAUAUCAGUCCAGAACUGGAAGCCGGUACUGACCCUGAUGCUGAUACUCAGUAUCUGAGCAGAGCAAGGCCACUUCUAGUAGUUGUAUCUACACAAAAUGCACAUGCAAGGCCACCUUCUUGCAAACCUGUCCCUCAUGACAUGGAUAAAACCACGUGGAAUGCUUCAGUAAGUCUUUGAAAAUAGAUUUGGGGUGCAAUUGAUUAUUUUUUUAAAUGUAGCCUGCUUACUGAAGAUGAUCUCUGAUCUCAGACAGCCUGUGCAGCAUUCCUGUCGAUUUCACGCACAAUUUAAAUUUCACAUUCAAAGCCUCCAUAAAACCCCAGUCCAGCAGAUGGUAAGCUUUUUAAGGCUUACUCUCAGCCUGGGAAAGUGCACAAAUCACUAAGCUCUAACAAACACACACACACCUGGACACAUCUGGCCACCGAGCGGGUAAGUAACGCGCGGACAGGUAUGGACCACGUGGUUACUUAGCAACAAGGGGAAAAGUCUGGGUUGCUAAGAAACAGCCGCCUUACUACCACGUCGAGAGACGCAGGAUGCGCACAUGUUCAGUAGUAAAGCAAAAAAAUAAAAAAAAAUCCUGAGAGAAAUCAGAGAUCAGGGAUAUGCACGGGACGAGUUUUCCUUUUAGUCGACAUAUGCAAGAUGUUCUGUAAAAAAAAAAAAAAAAAAAUGCAACUUGAGUCAAAUGAGUGAAUUAGUGCAAAAGCACUAAUAUGCAUCAUGCAUAUUAGUACAAAAGCACUAAUAUGCAUCAUGCAUAUUGUCAAGUAAAUGCAAUAUUUCAGUGGCACGUGCAUAUUUGUUCAUAUGCAUAUAAGUCAUGUGCAUAUAAGACAGCUCUCGCGCUCUUAACAACUGCAUUGACAUAUCUUAUUAUUAUGUCAUAUCGCACGCAGAGAGCAUCUACACCCGGAGGGAGGGAGACACGGACGGAGAGAGCUUGCUGACUGACCAACAUGCAUUUUUUUUUUUUUUUUUUUUUGGAGCUUUAGCAAAUCAGUCUGCGUAUAAGCGCGCGCGCUCACCGACGCUCUGGGUGAGCUGCAAGGUUACAAUCGCGUGCGCACUUUUGUGUUUUUUUCCCCUUGGUGCGCGAGCAUCGAGGGGGGACCUGUUGUUUUUAUUUAUUUAUUUUAUUUUAUUUAUUUAUUUAUUUUUGUAUGGGGGUAUGGGGGGGAGCUGCACCACCAGAAACAGGAGGAUGUCCCUUCCGGAGCCUUACUGCUGCUGUUGGAGGCACCUGGAAUGCCUGCGCAUUGGAGGAGUCGGGAGCCAAAAGUCGUGAAAAGUCGGUUGGUCGGUUUGUUCCUCGUGGCGCAGAAUCGAGCUUCCUACCUGCCGUCGAGGGAAAGUAUCACGAGGGUCCCAGGUUUAGUCGUCCUAUGAAUGGGGCUGUGCUGCGCCCAGCUCAGCUCCCCGUGCCCUGGUCAGGACUAUGCAGGGCCCUGGUACCCUCCUGAAUGCACUGGCCAGCGGUUUGCGAGAGCAGGGAGGGCGGUGGGGCCCACCGAGGCCGAGGUGGACGCGGUGCUAUGCCCCCUCCAUUCCGGAUAGCGGUGCUGGGCGCACAGGGUGUGGGCAAGACAGCUAUUGUGCAGCGCUUCCUCCACGAUGACUACAGUGACGCGGCCUCGUCAAGCCGCACACGCCGGGUGCAUCUGUCUGCCGCUGUGCUCAACGGCCACGUGCAUGACCUGCAGAUCACCGACUACCCGGCCAUCAGCAGCUUCCCCGGCAGCUCCCUCCAGGAGUGGUCAGACGUUUGUUGUCGAGGCAUUCGCAGUGCCCAUGUCUACAUCCUGGUUUACGACAUCUGCUGCUUCGACAGCUUCGAGUACGUCAAGACUAUGCGCCAGCAGAUCCUGGAGACCCGGGUCAUGGGCGCAACAGACACACCAAUCCUGAUCGUAGGCAACAAGCGCGAUCUUCAGCGAGGCCGAGUCAUCCCACGCCACAACGUCUCGGACUUGGUGCGCAAGAGCUGGAAGUGCGGCUAUGUGGAAUGCUCGGCCAAGUUCAACUGGCACAUUUUGCUGCUGUUUGGUGAGGCUCUGCGGAGCGUGGGCUGCGCCCGCUGCAAACACGUGCACGCAACUGUACGCUUUCAGAGAGCGCUGAGAAGAGAGCGCUGCGCUCUCAUGUGAGGUGCGAGCUUGUCACGAUGCCUCACUUGGUUCGAAAAGAAACCCAGUUAUAGCUGUGAUAAUGAGCUCGGGUUGCCUUCUAGCCAAGGAAUCCUGUCGUGGAUGUUUCACUGAGGAGAAAUGUGUCCUCUGUUCACACAAACUGCUUUCUGAUGCCAAGAGGAAUCCUCAGAUGCUGUUUGUCCAGGAAACAGGCUGACUGAAAUGUCUCAAUGACGACUGAAGCCUCAAAAAAAUCAGCUUUAAUAUCAUGUUGCUGAAAUGCAAAUAAUGUGUUUAUGCUGGGACUGCUUUAAGAAGCCCAUUUCUGCUUUUUAUCUCGGGCAUACACUGAUGAAUCUUCCACUUCUCUUGAGUAAAAGUGCAUCUUUCUCUCA